AUCGCGCGGCGGCCAGCGACAUGGGCGAGGCAACCAUGGCACCUGCAGCCUCGCUCGAAUCCAUUGAGGAUGUUGCACGCAGAGAGUUAGGGGAAACGCCGGCGACAAAACAGACGGCUCUCAACGAACUGCGUCAGCUGAUCAUUUCAGAGGAACCAUCGUUACACUGCCCCACGGACGACGCCUUUCUAGUCAAGUUUCUGCGAGCCCGCAAGUACGACACGAGGGCCGCUUUCAAGAACAUCAAGAAGUACUUCAAGGUUCGAACGGAGCACCCGGAAAUGUUUAAAGAUCUGGCUCCAAGUACAAUACCUUUCGACGCAAUGUGCCGCAAGAAUCGCCUCACUACGGUCUCGCGCCACAGAGAUCCAAUGGGACGGGCGGUUGCGCUGAUGAAGGUCGGGUCCUGGAAUAGCGAGAUUUGCAGCAUCACUGAUGUCUUCAGAGUGAACUUGUUACUUCUCGAGCAUUUUCUUCAACUGGAAGACAUUCAAGUUAGGGGCAUAAUAACCAUAUUUGACUUUAAAGGCCUCAACAUGUACCAUCUCGCUCACUAUACACCGUCUGUGAUAAGAACCCUCAUCAAUCUUGUGCAGGAAUGUAUACCCAUGCGUCUGAAAGGAAUCUACAUCAUCAACCACCCUCCAAUAUUCAACGUUUUAUUUGCGAUUAUUAAAACCUUCCUCAAGGCGAAACUUCUGAAGCGGACUCGACUAUUUGGCUACGACCUAAAGGAACUGCACCAGCUUGUACCGGAGGACGUCAUUCCGGAGGAAAGUGGAGGGACCAACGAAAGUUACGACUACGACCCGUUGGAGAGAGAGUUGGAGAGUGAAGAGGGCUUCUACCGAAAUCUCAGCUCGUACGGCUAUCGAGAUACGCCGGCACAGACUGAACAUAAAUAUGACGGCUUGCUCACAGACAAGAUUCCUUAAGUAAAAAAUAGCUGAUAAACUGAAUCAUUCUGUAACGAA
Rhipicephalus microplus (southern cattle tick) is the source of this 974-nucleotide messenger RNA. Its product is annotated as alpha-tocopherol transfer protein-like. Gene Ontology annotation, molecular function: phosphatidylinositol bisphosphate binding. Gene Ontology annotation, cellular component: membrane. The record is from RefSeq and is a predicted model, not a curated record. NCBI's taxonomy places the organism in Eukaryota, Metazoa, Arthropoda, Arachnida, Ixodida, Ixodidae.